GAGGAGAGGGGAAGGCGGGGCUUAGGCGGUGCUCGGGUUCGAUUGGGGCGGGCUCUGGUGAUUGACGCCGCCGCCGCCGCGAGACUUGUCAUCGGAACUGGGCCCAGAUGUUGCACGCAGCUGGAGUUUUCGACCCGCUUGAUAUUUUUUGCGGGGGUGAAGCUCCUAUAAUAUCCGUAUAGCUCCUUCCAGUGUCUGAUCUCCACCUGUGGAAUUGCUGCCUGUCAGCUGAGGCUCAAAGCGCUAGGAUUCAAAUACUAGAUCACUUUUAGAAUCCUGUUCUGGAUCCUGGUGUUACCCAGAACUACAUUGCUAAUAUUACCAGUCACAACAAUUCUAUGAUGAGAGGAACUCUAGAAGAGAAAUAAAGAAGAUUGCAUCUUUAGAUACAUUAUUUCCCAAAUUUGUCGAUCACAGGAGCUUCUGCACAAAGGCAAAGUGUUAUCCAGAUUUUGAUUAAAAGGAUACAUCCACUCCAGCCACUAGGAGAAAUUACUCAGUUUGGCUUCAAUUGGUUUUAUGUCAGUGUUGCUGUCACUCUCAGAUGAAAGCAAAAGGAAGUGAAUUUGAAUUCUUGCGGUUUAUAUUCUUUUCAUGCUGAAGUGUUGUUUGCUUUCCUUGCUACUGAGAGGAUGUAGUGGAAAUGAUAGCUGAGCCCAACUCCGUUGCGAAUCUCCCCAACCACAAAGAAAAUGGGAUUCACGAUGAGAUUGUUCCUGAAUCCACUGCACAAAAUGGUGGCUGCUUGAGAAAUGGCAAUGCUAGGCCUCUGAAAGGGAAAAGAAAAAACCGAGAACAAUGCGAAAACAGAAGGAGAAAUUCUUCUAGUAGUAGACGGUCAAACCAGCUGCAGAAUGGAGAAGUGGUUGAAGCAGUUACUUUGUUUGAGGUGGUCAUCAUGGGCAAAAGAGCUAUGCAGUCGGUGGUAGAUGAUUGGGUUGAAGCUUACAAAAGAGAUCGAGAUGUGGCACUUCUGGACCUCAUAAAUUUCUUCAUUCAGUGUUCAGGAUGUCAAGGAAUGGUUACAGCAGAGAUGUUUCAGAGUGUACAGAACUGUGAAGUGAUGCAGAAAAUGACAGAGACAUUUGAUGAGGAAACUGGAUUGCAGUAUAAGAAGUUCAUGGCUUAUCCCUGGAUUUUGACAGUUACUUGGCCAGUGGAUAUGGACAAUGAAGACUAUCCGCUCAUCAAACCAGGGGCCUACUGGAAAAAGUUCAGAGCAAAUUUUUGUGAGUUCAUUGCAGUACUGGUUGAACAGUGUCAGUAUAUCAUCCUCUAUGACAGUUAUUUGAUGGAUACCAUCAUCUCUCUCCUUACGGGUUUGGCAGAUUCAAUGGUCAGAGCAUUCCGGCACACCAGCACAUUAGCAGCUAUGAAGCUUCUGACAGCACUUGUAAAUCUCAGUCUCAAUCUAGAUAUAAGUAAGCACAACCUCGAAAGAUUAUAUGAAGUGGAAAAAACCAGGGCUGCAGGCAAGAAGACCAAUUCAAGACUGGAGCAGCUAGAAAAGAAGAAAAAAGAGUUUGAACAGAAACAUCUGGAGAUGGAUAAUAUGAUGAAUGCCAUUUUCAAAGGGACUUUUUUGCAGCGUUAUCGUGAUAUUAUUCCAGAAAUUCGAGCGAUCUGCAUUGAAGAGAUGGGCAGCUGGAUGAAAAUGUAUCCUGAUACAUUCUUAAAUGAUAGUUACUUGAAAUACAUUGGAUGGAUGCUAUAUGAUAAACAACCCGAAGUCCGACUGAAGUGCCUCCAGGGACUACAGGGAAUUUAUGGCCAAAAGGACCUUGUUUAUAAAAUGGAUCUGUUCACUAGCAGGUUCAAAGAUCGAAUUGUAUCCAUGUCUCUGGACAAGGAGCAUGAAGUAGCCGUUCAAGCCAUGAAACUCUUGAUGCUAAUGUCACAGAAUUGUGAAGAUGCGUUAACAUCCGAAGACUGUGAAACCUUAUACCAGUUUGUUUACACCACACAUCGACCACUGGCCACAGCAGCUGGGGAACUACUUUAUAACAGAUUGAUUAUCCAGGAAAGCCAAGUCGACUCUAAUGUCAAUAGAAAUGGAAAAUGGGAGCCUGUUGCUAGCCAACUGAGAACACUAAUCAUUUUCUUCCUGGAAAGUGAGCUGCAUUGUCAUGUCACGUAUCUGGUAGACAGCCUCUGGGAUUGGGCGCUGAGUAUAUUGAAAGAUUGGGAGUGCAUGACUGCUCUCUUACUGGAAAACACCAAUGAUCAUGAUGAAGCGCUGAGCAAGGCUGAAGAGAGCGCCCUCAUUCAGAUUAUCCUAGCAACUAUUCGAGAAGCCGCUGAAGGCCAUCCCCCUGCAGGCAGAGCAGGAACCAGGAAAGUUCUUUCUGCCAAAGAGAAGAAGAUACAAGUGGAAGAUUGUACGAAAAUUACAGAACAUUUCAUUGUAGCCCUUCCCCAGCUCUUGGCAAAGUAUUCAACUGAUGCAGAAAAGGUGAUAAAUCUCCUGCAGAUCCCACAGUAUUUUUAUUUGGAGCUGUACAGUACUGAACCCCUGGACAAGCACUUGGAUGCCUUACUGAAAGAGGUAGAAGCCAUUGUCACCAAACACACCGACACAGAUGUCCUGGAGGUUUGCUCCAGGGUGUACGAUGUCCUUGGCAGCGAAGGGCUGGCUAUCUGUAACAAAGUGGUUGUUGCUAGGACUGAACUGGUGGAUGAACUGGUGAACAAACUAAACCAGCUCUUAGUUAACUCUUGGAAUGAGGAAGAAGGGCUUUGUGCAGAAGAAGAAGAGAUUCAUCAUAUUUCCUCCACUCUGCAAAGAGUAGCUGCUUUUUACAAUGCCCAUGAUCUUUCUAAAUGGAAUCUUUAUGACAAGAUGAUUACACUGCUUGUAUUUGAAAUGGAACGUGGCACUAUACCUCUUCAGGUUGUUUUGCCCGCAUUACAGUGUGCUUAUUUUGCACUACUCUGGCAGCUAGCUUUUGUGGUAGAGAACACACCUUCCAAGGAAAAUGUCUCAGAUUUGAAAACACAUUUGAGGCAUCUCUGCCACAUUUGCACAUGCUACCUCAGCCAUGACAACAGAGAGUUACGUGAAAAGGCUUUUGCGUUACUCUGCGAUUUACUUAUGGUUAUAAGCCAUCAAGAUUCAAGUGAUGAUGAAACUGUUGAGUCACUGGACUACCUUCCCAGUUUAUCUCUUCAGACAAGAAUGAUAAUAUUUAUUCAGGAUCACGUUUUCAACGAUGAGGAGGAAGAGACCAAAGACUUGACAGAAGAGGAUGACCGGAAAAAAGAAAGCCAGAAACUGGAUGCCUUGCACCUGAAGCGAUGCCUCCUUGCUUCUUACUGCAAGUUAAUAAUUUAUAAUGUUGUUGAGAUGACUUCAGCUGCUGAAAUCUAUAAGCAUUAUAUGAAGACAUAUAAUGACUUUGGAGAUAUAAUUAAAGAAACCUUGAGCAGGUCAAGACACAAUGACAAAAUUCGGAGUGCAAAAACUGUGAUACUUUGCUUGCAACAGCUGUUUCAGAAGUUUGUUGAAAGUCAAGAUGACACUGCCAGCAGCACCACCAGCAUGGAUGUCUUCUCUGUUUCCUUCGUUAACAUUAAAGAACUUGCACGGCGGUUUUCUUUGACCUUUGGCUGGGAUCAGGUGAAAAGUCGAGAGUCAGUAGCCAUGAUACACAAAGAAGGUAUUGAAUUUGCUUUCCAAGGGGCAGCUACAGCAGAAGAGAAAUCCCUGCCUCCCAACCUCAACUUCUUGGUCAUACUCAGUGAAUUCUCCAAUAAGCUUCUUAAGCCUGACAAAAGACUUGUAUAUAGUUAUUUGCAGAGAUAUAUACCUGAGCCAGCACUUUGUAAAGGCGAUUCCUGGUACUCACUGGGUUGGUACAGAACUUCUUUGCUGGCUAAUGAAGAGGAAGAUAAUUCUGUGGUCAGCAGUUCAAAUGAAUGGCCACCUGCUAACAUUACAAGGGUGCCUGCUUUGAAAAGAAAAAUUUCUGAAGGAGCCUUGGCCAAACCCAGCCACGCCGAAAAUGUAAAUAAAAAACCCUCCGAUUCCCACUGUCCGUCUCAGACCCCUUCUGGGGAAAGAAAGAGGUUAAAAUCUCUUGAAAGUGGUCACCCAGAAAAUGCACCAUCACCUGGUUCUGCGAGUCUGAAUAGAAGACACAGUACUCAGGCUGUGGUCAAAGAAGAUAAUUCUGUAGAGGUCCCAGCUGAAGAUAUGGAUGUUGAUGUUAUUGGGGCUGACCAGGAGACCUGAGGAGCCACCUGGACAUAUACUUUGACGCCAUGUGCAAGAGCAAACAGGUGCAAUGGACUAUACCUAGUUUCCACAAGUUAGCUGAGAGCAUAACGUGGAAUGGUUCAACUCACCACUUACAAGUGGUAAAAAGUGAUCACAGUUGUGAUUUCUUCAGCCAGUGCUAUUACAUGGCUUUUGUAUUUGCUGGUGUUAUCUACACAUGUAAAAAAAUGAUUUUGAUGUUUGUUUUGUUAAAGAUUUUCUUUCCAAAGUGAAACACUAAGUUUAUUAGACAGGGAAAUGUACCAGAUAGUAUCUGAUCAGCCUGUGGUGGACAGUUAGGUCUAUAUAAAAUGAAAGUUAUAUUGAAGGGUUGUAAAGAACUAAACAGACAUGGGUCUCAUCCCACAGGGAAGUGUUUUCAAGGUAAGAGAAAAUAUUUGUGUUUGUGUGUAAAAAUAGAUAAUUUCUACUUUGUAUUUCAUUUCUUUCCUUGUGUAUCAUGAUGUUGACAUUGGAAUAGAAGUCCGCUGAAUCCACUGUUCAUCACUGCAGAGCUUGUAAAACAGCUGUUGGUUUCAUACUUUUAUAUUCAGAUGUUUGUAAAAUAAAAUAAGUGAUCAGUGAA
Messenger RNA from Anolis sagrei ordinatus, 4841 nucleotides. RefSeq names its product cohesin subunit SA-2-like. Gene Ontology annotation, cellular component: chromatin; nucleus; cohesin complex. Gene Ontology annotation, molecular function: chromatin binding. Gene Ontology annotation, biological process: sister chromatid cohesion. The record is from RefSeq and is a predicted model, not a curated record. Lineage: Eukaryota; Metazoa; Chordata; Lepidosauria; Squamata; Anolidae.